This is a messenger RNA of Aedes aegypti (yellow fever mosquito), 6819 nucleotides long. RefSeq names its product regulator of G-protein signaling loco (gene loco). The coding region runs from base 910 to 6774 and encodes 1954 amino acids. The record is from RefSeq and is a predicted model, not a curated record. Gene Ontology annotation, molecular function: protein binding; GTPase activator activity. NCBI's taxonomy places the organism in Eukaryota, Metazoa, Arthropoda, Insecta, Diptera, Culicidae. The transcript has 6 exons. Gene Ontology annotation, biological process: signal transduction.
GAAGAAAAGAAACUAAACGAAGAAAAUCUCGAUCGCUUUUACGGGUUGUGUUUAUGUCGCGCAAAUUAAACUGAAAAUCUUGCUUUUGAAUCGUUUAGUUUUGCUCCGUAAUGUUAUUCAAGUGUUAAAAGGUAAUCGUUAGUAACGGUAUUUGAUAAAAUAUUUCGAAAUCACAGCCGGAUUCGUGUGGAAAAAGUGAAUAAAUUGAACACCAACCGAUGCCAAAUCAGAGAAAGAAGCUUCAGAGUGACUUCAAUUCGCCUGCAGCAAGGAAACGGGUGUCUCUCUGCAGCAUCGCUUAUUCGUACGUGAUCAUGGAUUGCGGAUUGCGGAUGAGAGCAGAAACAGAAGAAGCAUAAAAAUUCCGACCGUUGUGUGCGUGUUUGAGUGGUUUCGAGUUGGAUUUCGAUUUUGGUUUGGGUUGGAUAAUCCUGGAAGAAAUAAUAGGAUUUUUUAAGUGCGUGGGAAGAUUCCUAAUAUUGUGAAGGAGCAAAGCAUUUGUGUUGAGUUCGAUACUGAGGGCGCGGAGUGAAACCCUCUGGCCACAAGGAGAUUGUUGAACCUGAGCAUGAACACGGCCAUCGGGGAUAAUGACAGCUUUCUAGUUAAAGACUUUCGUACAUGUGUAUGCGUGAUAAAUAGUGGAAAGGAAUGCAGCCAGGCACUUCCAUCGGAGUGUUUCACAACAGCAUUAGCCAGCAACAAUAAAUAAUUGGACGAUCGAUCGGUGGAUCACCCGUGAAAGGGGCAUAAAAAAAGUUGUACACCAAAUCCAUCCAAGUGUGGGGUGAAAUGAGUUUGGCAUCGUUACAAUUUCCCAGCGAUUCCGAUCGAUAACGGACGGAAAACUUACUAAGCCGUUUGCUUUUGUUUUAGGUUGUAGGGAUUAAUCGGAGGUAAACGGUCGCUAUGCACGGUCACAGGAGAAGAAAGAAGCGGCCCAGUUAUGGCAUUCGGACGGUGGAGGUCAACCGAGGAUACAAUGGGUUCGGAUUUACGAUUUCCGGACAGCAGCCAUGUAUUUUGUCGUGUAUUGUGGCGAAUUCCCCCGCAGAUAUGGCCGGAUUGAGAGCGGGAGACUUCCUGAUAUCGGUUAAUGGAUUGAACGUUUCGAGACUACCUCACGAAGCCGUGGUUCAGCUGAUUGGAAAUACUUGCGGAGCAAUCAAGAUGGCAAUAGCGGAGAAUUAUUACUCGGACAGUUCGGAUGAAGACAUCUUGUUUCAAGGUAGUCAACAGAGGUCACGUCCCAAAUAUCCCCACCAUAAAACAAAAUUCCACCGGACAACAACCGUAGGAAAGCAGUCGAAUGUUCCCCAGGCAGAUUUAGUGGGAACCUGUGAAAGCGCUACUGCCAUGGUGGUAAACGAUUCCCCAACGGCAUACAAUGUGAUUCAUAGCCCUAAUGCGAGCAAUAGCUGUGAUAUAUCAAACGUGAGUGCAAUGGUACGAUCGGUUCAGCUCACCCAAGAUGACGAACAACGAGCAGGACCGUCUCAGGUGCGGGAAGGACCGGAGGGAUCCCUAGAAUACAAAGCUAUCGUCGGAUACCUAGGAACGAUCGAAAUGCCCAAGCAAAUUGCGACCAGUUCCAAGUUGCAAACGGUCAGAAGCUGCAUUAGAAAAAUGAGACAGGAGAAACGUAAUCCCACCACCGUCCUCAUGACGAUUCUGCCAUCCUGCUUAAAUCUAAUUAACACAAGCAAUGCAAUAAUAGCGAAGUAUUCCUCAGUUCGUCUGAAUUACGUCAGCAGCAGCAGUGAGAAUGAUAACCGAUAUUUUGGACUUGUAACAUCUGCGAUCUACGCCGAUGGGUUGAUGUGUGAAAACUCCGAUAUUCUCAAUCAGAGGAAGGACGUGGUUAUUUCCAACAGUUGCCACGUAUUCGUCAUCGACUCGAAACUUGUGGAACAUCCCGUUCAUUUGGAGAAGGCUGAUCUAUUCAAAAUAAUCUGCACAAAAGAUCCCAUCUCGAAUCUCUGCCUGGAAUUUCCCAGUAACUCAGAGUACGUUGUCAAUCUUAUUCGUAGUAUGUACAACCUUAAGGCACCCAUUAAACCGGAUGGAGUUCCGUACGGCAAACCACCUGUGGCACGAAGUCUCAACCUAGAUCAAGCUCCACGAGGUUAUCACCGAGGAAUCAACGAUCCUCGUUUGAAUCCACGAGCCAUAGACGACCCCCACGAUCUAUUGGUUUCGAACUCUCCUCAGCCCAGUAAUCACAGCGAAAUUACAACAACAUCUAGCAACUCAGACUCCGGCAUUGGAUUCCACAACGAUUGCCGCAACAUUUCCGAUCGUAUCCUGGUUGUGGACUUCCCGGGCAUCCCAAAUCACCAGCAAAUAGCAAACGUGCGCGCCCACUUUCGGAAAUCUGUCCCUUUCGGUGCUCUGCCCAACCGUCCAACUGGAAUUAUACACGAGCUGCCCGCAAAACUAGACCCCAUACGGAAUGUUCGUUCCACACUUGGACCCGACCAAUACGCUCCGCAAAUAUUUCACGGCAAAUCCAAAUCAGCCGACUACAGCUAUCCCUCAACCUCCGGAAUCGAUCGUCUUACCGUGCGAGCUCGCCCAGACACCAAAGCUUUUGAAGCAGAUCGAUCCCCAAGCAAGGACAACGCUCUCAACAGUUUCCAUGAUCCAUGCCCACCAAAGUACGACUCCAUCUAUCCACAACUCCCUCCGCUAGACGAUGGCUGGACAUCCGGAAAGACCGUCGAUGAUAUGGGCAAUGUCGUCCAAGAACGUGCCAUUGAUGUCCCCAAACUGGAAGAAGUAUUCCUCGACCUCCAACGUUACAACAAUGACAACGUGAAAAACAGCGUUCUCGCGGCGCGAUCCUGCGACGACAUGAUCUUGUCCCUCGAGAAAGAAAUUUUCGACACCAAAGCCCCGCUCUCCAUCGACGAUCUAACUCUACUGGCCAAGAAGCCAUCCACCCCACCGGAACCGGAACACGUGUUCCUACAGCCCGCAAAACCCAUCAAACGAUCCAAAAAAGCUUGUUCCCAUAAGAAUGGCACGGGAAACAAACCAGCGGAUGACACAUCCGUCGGUUCCUCUUCAAAUCGAUCCAGCUCGCAGUUGAUGUCCUACAAACUGAGCCCGAAGGUGUUUGGACUGUCGAGGCCGCUUUCGAUGAGUUUCGAGAACGUUUCUAGCGUUUCGUCGGUGGGCGAUGGAAGCAAACAAUCCAAGGAAGGCAGUAAAGAUGAUCAGGAUGGCCAACGGCGCAGUCGACCUUCGAAACGACUCAGUGGAGGGUUCUCCGCCAUUUGGGGUAGCUUGCAAGAGCUGAGAAGUAGCUCGAAGCAACAGGACGACUCUGGUGGUGGGGGGGAUGUUAGUGAUACUGUGGUUAAUAGUGCCGAAGUGAGUGAUAAAACAAACCGGAAGCAAGAACGGAGACUAAGUGGAUAUAAAAUUCUGGAAGGGACGUACAGUGAGCCGGACUUGCGCUAUGAUGAGAACAAGCAAAUCAACCACAAUGCUUCCCCGUUUCGUCGCUGGGGUCAAUCGUCGUUGCGGUCCCGAUCGGGAGAUCAACGAACGCCCGGCUCAUCGCACCGAAGGCCCUCGUCGUUGGCCGCUUCGGAGAGUGAUGUCUACACCAAGUCCAUCGACGAUGACUACAGCUCGACCAAGAGCGGGUACAAUCCGUGCAUGGAUGCGGCCAGUACGAUAACGACGGACUCAACGCAAACGGCCGGCACGGGUAGCAACAGUGGCGGUCCCAUCGGGGUCGCAUCGUGGGGAACGUCGUUCGAGAAGCUGUUGGAAGAUGCAGCUGGACUGCACACAUUUUCAGAGUUUCUCAAGAAGGAAUUCUCCGCCGAAAAUAUCUACUUCUGGACUGCAUGUGAACGCUAUCGGCAGAUUACAGAUCGGGAAGAACGCGCCAAGGAGGCCCAGUCCAUUUUCGCCAAGCAUCUCGAGUCGGGCUGCAGUGAACCGGUAAACGUAGACUCCAUCGCGCGGAACAUAGCCAAGGAAAAUUUGCCACAGGCAGAACCCACGCUGUUUGCUGCCGCUCAGAAGCAAAUAUUCAACCUGAUGAAGUUCGAUAGCUAUCAACGGUUCAUCAAGUCAGACAUGUACAAAACGUGCCAGGAUUCAGAGACGAAGGGUCAUCCUUUGCCUUAUCCAGGGGAGCAGUUGGACCCGCUGUUGAGGACUGGUUUUGCCCUGCAAAGUGCAACCAAGUUGAAGAAGUCGUUGAGUAAUGCUGAAGAUCGGCGGAGGAAAUCGUUGCUUCCGUGGCAUCGUAAGACGCGGUGCAAGUCCAAGGAUCGUGGCGAGUCUGAUGGACGAAAAGAAAGUGGAAAAUCUUCGCUGUCCAAUGGUGGAGGGACCGGAGGUAGUAGCAACACGCUGAAGGUCUUGUCUACCAAUUCUACUAGUGAUAUUCAUAGUUCUAGGAGUUCCUUAGCUAGCUUUGACGCCGCCAUCGGCAAGUCGUACGAUCAGGACGAUACCCGUAACACUUUGUGCCGUGUGAUAUUGUCGAAUGGAGCAACGACGGUAGUGCAGACGCGGUCCAACGAAACUAUCAAGGAACUAGUCGAACGAUUGUUGGAAAAGCGCGGUAUCGUGUACAAUGCGUAUGAGGCGUUCCUGGCCGGCAAUCACAAACCCUUGGAUCUGGAUGGUCCGUCUUCUAGUCUCGCCGGGAAGGAGGUGAACAUUGAUCAACGGGUUGUGUUCAAGUUGAGCCUUCCGAACCGAAAGAUGAUUUCCGUCAAAAGCAAAGCCACCAAGCCGCUAGGAGACGUUCUUCGACCCAUACUGUUGAAGUACAACUACGAGUUAGAUCAGAUGAACGUCUACUCCAAGGAUGCUUAUCUCGACAUGACGUACCCGGUUACGAGCGUGGAUGGACUGUGGUUGCAGGUUCGUAAUGGAAACGAAAGUGAAUUUCAUCAGGACCUUACCCGAACCAUUGCUUCGCGGUCCGAAAGGGCUUACGCAAAUCAGGUACCCCCACUUCCCAUUAUUGCUACCUCCCAGCACCAGCAGAUCAUUAAUCACUUCCAGCAGCAAUUGCAUCAACAAGCACACGCCCAGCAGCACAGCUUUGCAAUGCCGUCCUCCAAUGGAACGGCUUCCAAUUACAUUACAAAAAAGUCGCAAAACAUGUACAGUAAUUAUUCUUAUAACAAUAACAACAAUAACUUCCAGUUGAAGAACAAGGAAGACUUCAAAGAUGAUAACAAACAGGAAACGAACAUGCUUGAUGAAAUUACCAACAAGGUAUUCAACGAGUUAAUGAACGGAAAGAUUGCCAACGCAAAAACUCCAGAUGACUGCACAUCGGAUAGCUCUUCGACUCGAAGGGAUCGUUUCCGGAGGCGGGGAUCGAACGCGCCAUCGGAGAGCGGUCGAGGAGCUAAAAGCAAGAAAUGCUCAACGGCUGGAUCGGAGGAUGGGGGAGAAAGUGUGAACAAUGUAGGAACAAAAAAGCCCAUCAUUGCUAAAUUGAAGGCUGGAGUAAAGUUGCAGAUGCCAACGCGAUCGCAGAAUGACGAACUUCUGGAAGGCUUGAAGCGUGCGCAGCGAUCUCGGUUGGAGGAUCAAAGAGGAACUGAAAUCAAUUUUGAGCUGCCGGAUUUCCUGAAGGAUAAGGAAAAUUUCACAACCAGUGGUGGUCAAUCGGCAACGACAACAACAUCUGCGACGACGUCAACGUCCGCCGGGGGACCUGUACAUGCAACGAAACUAACGCGGAAGCCUGGUGUUAAGCGGCCGGAAUACACCACUAGUUCGUCCGUUGAAUUCCCACUAGGCUCGAGCACGAACGGAGGAUCGCUGCAGCAAAUCAAUCGGCCACAACCGGCUCCACGAUUGUCCAUCACCAGCACCAGAGGGCUUGGCAGUGGGAGCAAUCCAACAUCUCCCAGCGCGGUCCCGGUGCAUUCGGCUUCCAGUGAAAGCAAUUUGAACAAUCUGUCACUGCGAUGCAAUGCCUCGCCCCUGAUGUUGGACGACAAUGGAAACGGAUCGCAAUCGGAGAACAGUUAUGCAGACACAACUAUGAUAUUCACGCACGGUCCGGGCAAUGCAUGUACCUCUCCUGAAUCAUCGCCUUCGGCCCGCUCUUCCCACCAACGGGGGUCAAAUUUUCAUCUUAGUACCGGUGAAAGUUACGACCCUUCGCAGCCCAGCAAUGGAUGCAGUUCCACAGAACUGCAGGACGCAAAUCCCUCGGGCAAUUAUCAUUCGUAUCACCAUCAUCACCACCACCAUCACCAUCAUCACACUACUGGGGGCAUGGCUCAUCAUCUUCAGCAGCAGCAGCAACAGCACCACCAUCAUCUUACUGCGAGUACCAGCAGUGGCAGCUCAAGCAGCACUAAUAGCAGCAAUACGGGCACCAGUACCAGCAGCAGUAGCAGCAGCGAUGCGGACAACCAGAAAGGGCCACCACCUUUGCCACCGAAGCCAAAAAUUCUUCCCAUCAAACCGUCCAACUGGGGCCACGCGCCACCAGGAUCUAACAGUAGUAACUCUGGCACAGCUGGCAACAGUAUGAGUACCAGUUUAUGUAACUUAUCCACUAGCUCAAAUGGGAACGGUAUUAGCGGUAACAGUACUAGUAGUCAAAACGGUGUAAGUAACGGUAAUAGUAACGGCAGUGGUAAAGACAGGCGGUCGUCUGGUCAGCAGGGGGGCUCGCUGGAACGGCAUUCCCAGCCGCAACAACAAAAGCAGCAGCCACAACAGUCACAGGCGAGAAGCGUUUUUCUUGACCAUGCAACAAGCAGCUUCGUGUAAAAAAGGAAUGAGAUAUGCUAGGAUGUAUAAUGGUUGAUUAACUAA